Messenger RNA from Exophiala aquamarina CBS 119918, 1149 nucleotides. RefSeq lists its product as uncharacterized. Gene Ontology annotation, cellular component: transcription factor TFIIF complex. Gene Ontology annotation, biological process: transcription by RNA polymerase II; transcription initiation at RNA polymerase II promoter. The coding region runs from base 1 to 1149 and encodes 382 amino acids. The record is from RefSeq and is a predicted model, not a curated record. NCBI's taxonomy places the organism in Eukaryota, Fungi, Ascomycota, Eurotiomycetes, Chaetothyriales, Herpotrichiellaceae. The transcript has 3 exons.
AUGGCUACUCUACAAGGCUCUGGAAUUCCCACAGUCAAAGUAGAAUCCGUGUCAGACCAAGUCAUCAAGCCAGAGCCCGCAGAUGACUCGCCUUCGCCCUACGUCGACGAUGACGAGGACAUGUACGAGGAGACCGGCGAUCUCGACUUUUCCCAGGCACAACAGCAGCUGUGGCUGAGCCAUGUCCCCAAGUCGCUGUGGGAGGCUCUUUCCACCCUGAAUGACGAAGACGAGAUUGAGAUCGGCACCAUCAGGGUGGAGGGUUCAGAAUCAAAUCCAUCCAGGGUCAGUCUACUGCUAAACAAGCUACCUCAAUUCGAGAACGAGCCAAAAGAAUACAACCUCUCCCUCCCGCCCAUCGAGAAAGUCAGGAGCCGAAGACCCGGCCAAGCGAUGGUGUUUUCAGAGAAAGAUCUACCAGGCUACAAAGCUCGGACAUUCACCUGGGACGAUCUUGACGAGGACGGAAACCCAGGACAAGGGCGAUCGUACCUGUACGAAAACCACAAACGCCAGAUCAAGAAGAAGGAGAACAAAGGCCGAUACACACCGUAUGCACGUCGGCCAAUCCCUAAACAGACCGCGAUCACGGGCACGGUUGCAAAGGAGUUUGAAGCGGUCCCGGUCAAGAACGACGAGUACUUUGUGCUGGAGAAUAAGCAAGCCGCAGAGCUCCUCAAGAUCCCCAGCCGAGAACAAGCGAUCUUCGCAACCGGCGACCAGGACCCUUCGAGGAAACAUCUACCGUUCAUGACGCAGACCGACAAAGCAAACGCUCUCAAGAACGCACAAGCGCGCCGCCAAGCUCAGAAAGAGACCCGCGCCGCGCGCGUUGAGAAACAUGUGUUGAUUGAUAAACUGCUCGAGUUAUUCCGCCAGCACCGCAUCUGGGGCCUACGCGACCUCAAGGCGAAAGUCAACCAGCCGGAGGCCUACCUCCGGCAGACGCUGGACGAGAUCGCGUUCAUGUGGAAGGCCGGCGACUUCAACGGGAAGUGGGAGCUCAAGCCAGAGUACAAGCAGAACGACGCCUUGCUGCUGAACCCGGCUGGUGUCGAGGUCGCGCCCAAGGUCGAGGACGACUCCGAGAUGGAGAAGUCUGGCAUGGACGAGGACGAGGACGAUGUCUUUGAGGAUGUUGAGCCUUAA